This is a messenger RNA of Ichthyophthirius multifiliis, 2310 nucleotides long. RefSeq lists its product as hypothetical. The record is from RefSeq and is a predicted model, not a curated record. Gene Ontology annotation, molecular function: cargo adaptor activity. The transcript has 6 exons. Gene Ontology annotation, cellular component: membrane coat; AP-4 adaptor complex. NCBI's taxonomy places the organism in Eukaryota, Ciliophora, Oligohymenophorea, Hymenostomatida. Gene Ontology annotation, biological process: intracellular protein transport; receptor-mediated endocytosis.
AUGUCAAGUUCUCAAUUAACAAAAGAAAUGCAUGACUUAGUAAAAUAAAUUGGAGAAACUCGCUCAAAACAAGAAGAAGACAAAAUAAUUCUGUAGGAGCAAACGAAGUUAAAAUCGAUAAUAAAAGACAAGAGCUAACCUAUAAAAAAGCAAAAAGAGAAUUUAAUAAAGUCCAUGUAUAUAGAUAUGCUCGGUCACGAUUCUACAUUUUGCCAUUUUAUUGCCGUCGAAACUGCUUAAUCCAAAAAUCUAAGUAUGAAAAGAUUAGGAUAUUUAACUUGCUGUUUAUUUUUGAAUGAUUAGAGCGAAUUAUUAAUCUUAUUAGUUGCGAAUUUACAAAAAGACUUAUAAUCGAAAAAUGUACACGAAAUAGUUAUUGCUUUAACUGCAUUAGGAAAAUUAAUGAAUUCUACAAUUAUAAAUGGUAUUUUAGAAUAAGUUCUUAAACUAUUAAUACAUUAAACAGAUUUAGUAAGAAAAAAAGCAAUAAUGGUAUUAUAAAAGAUACAUUAAUUAUCUCCAUCUUCGAUUCCUGAUUAUAACGAUAAAAUGAGAAAAGCUUUAUGUGAUGUUGAGCCUUCAGUUAUGGGUGCUUCUUUGAAUUUAUAUCUAGAAGCUGUAAAAGAAGACCCUAAUAAAUUCAAAGAACACACUGGAUCUUUUGUUCUAAUCUUGAAGUAAAUUAUAGAACAUAAAUUACCUAAAGAAUUUGAUUAUUCGAGAAUACCAGCACCUUGGAUAUAAAUAAAAAAUCUUCAAAUACUUGCCAUAUUAGGAAAAAAAGACUAGAAAGUAUCUGAAUAAAUAUAUGAAAUUCUAGGAUAAGCAUUAAGAAGAAGUGAUGAUACAGGAAGUAAAAUAGGUUUUGCAGUCACAUAUUAAUGUGUGAAAACUAUAGCUACAAUUUAUCCUUAUUAAAGUCUUUUAGAACAAGCAGCAUCAGCUGUCUCUAGAUUCCUUACUUCAGAUAAUAAUAAUUUAAAAUAUCUAGGAAUAAAUGCCUUAAUAUCUAUUGUUUAAGUAAAUUCUUCCUAUGUAUUAGAGCAUUAAAGAACUAUUAUGGAUUGUCUUGAAAGUAAUGAUGACACAUUAAAAAGAGAAACUAUGGAAUUACUUUACAAAAUGACAAAUAUGAAUAAUGUAUAGGCAAUAGUCGAGAGGCUUAUAAACUUCUUAAAAACAAGCUCUGAUUAAAAUUUUAGGAAAAAUUUAGUAACUAAAAUUACAUCUUUAGCCGAUAGACAUUCACCAGACUAUGAAUGGUAUUUGAAAACUAUGAAUUUUGUUUUUGAGUAUGGAAGUGAGUAUAUUGAUAAUGAAAUUCUUAAUAAUUUUUUAAGGACUCUAGUAGAAAACUUCUAAAGAAAUGGAAAUGAAUUUGGAUAAUAUUUAAUUGAUAUUUAUUUAUUAAUCAUUAGAAAAAUUAAUAUUUCAGAUACUACUUUCAAAAUGAUUUCUUGGGUUAUUGGAGAAAUAGGGUCUGCUACAUAUAGUAAUAAUAAAGAAAAACUAGAUGAAUUAAUAUAAGUAUUAUUAGAAUAUAUUACUAAUGAUUUCGAAGAUAAAAAUACUAGAGGUUGGAUGUUAAAUGCUCUUGCGAAAUUAUCUUCUUGUCCCGCUUUUUCUAUGUAAGAAGAAUUAGCAUAAUGUUUCGACUAUUAUGCGGAUUCUUAUAAUCCAGAAGUAGCCAGUAGAGCUAAAGAAUAUAAAAUUUUAUCUAAAUAUAAUGCUGCCUUAAGAUAAUCUUAAGCCUUAGUUAUUGAUCCUAAGCUUAAUUUUUUAAAUGACUUUAUAGAAAAGGCAGUAAUGAAUGGAGCAAAAAAAUAUGAAUAGUCUAAAAGUAUGAAAAUGGCUUAUGGAUAAACUACAACAUAAAAUUAAUAAAUUUAUUUCGAAGCAAAAUAAAGUGAUAAACUAUAAUAUAAAAACAAUGGAGAUUAAGAAGAAGAAUUAAAAUUGAAUAUAAAAUAAAGAAUAUAUGGUCCUGAUGGAGUAAAUGAAAUUGAAUAACCAAAACCAUUAUCUUAUAAAAUACAAGAAAACAACUCAAACAAGAAAAGUAUUUCAUCUAAAGAUUAUUAAGAGAAGCCAUAUAUUGAAGGUGUGAAAGUAGUAAGGCCAGAAAUUAAUUCUAUCUCAAGUGAUACUUAUAAAUUAAAUUAGCCAUCGAAUACAGUUGAUUAUAGAGCAAAAAUAGAAACAGAAAAUCCAAAAUAAAAACAAAGAGAUGCUUUAGCAUAAGGUCUAUUUUCAGGAAUUGCUACCAAUACUCCUUCUGUAACCAUAUAUAUUUGUAUCCAUAGAAUCUGA